Thermothielavioides terrestris NRRL 8126 is the source of this 2583-nucleotide messenger RNA. RefSeq lists its product as uncharacterized. Lineage: Eukaryota; Fungi; Ascomycota; Sordariomycetes; Sordariales; Chaetomiaceae. Bases 151 to 2448 code for a protein of 765 amino acids. The record is from RefSeq and is a predicted model, not a curated record. The transcript has 3 exons.
CUUUUUGUGUUGCGUUUGGCGUUUGGUGUCUUUCAUUUUUGUUUCCUCUUCUUGUUCUCAUGUUUUGUCAUGACCUCACGAUGCCGAAGACUGCUUUGAGAUACCACUAGACCCCAACCAGUUCUAGGGCCGACUGGCCCCUCAAUCACCAUGAGCCAGGCACCGCCGCCUCCGCCUCCGCAUGGAGAGAACCCCAGGACGACGGCUGGUGGCUCCGGUCUUCCGCCAGGGAGGUACGAUGUGUUCAUCAUACCGGAACACUCAGCUGGCGCGGGGUUCCUCUACCUGCCGUCGUUGAAGCCACAAUGGAACAGUUUCAUCGCAGGCGUUGUCAGCACCCUGGCCGUCGUCAUCAUGCUGAAUCUCGCCGCUCCGGCGCUGUUGAGCAUGUUCAGCAGCCCCGAGCGGAUGUGGUCGUUUCUGUGGGCAACCAUGGUGGCGUGUGUUGGUCUGGCCGCUUUUUUGCUGGGACGCCAUCAGAGCGAAACCCCUGGCCAGCAAAAUCGGGCGGGCAAUGGCUCUGGAGACCACGGGAAGCCAGGUCGUGGAGGAUAUGGCGGUGCACAUUCGUGGUACACUCCGCCGCCCCAGAGCGGUCCUCCGCCAAGUCAAUCGCCACCCCCUCCUCCACCACCUCCCCCUCCUCCCCCGCCCCAACAAGACGCUCCGAGGGAUGGUGGAGCGGGCGCGUAUCAAUCGUGGCAGCAAGAGCAGCCAAGACAGCAACAACAUGCCGAACCACAACCACAGCCUCCACCUCCUCCUCCUCCUCCUCCUCCUCCUCCGCAGCCCGAAGCCCAACCAGAGCCCAAGCCGCAGCCAAAACCCCAAGAGCCAAAAACUGAGGAGCCGAAGCCACAACCGCAGGCGCCUCCUCCGCCUGGCCCGACUUCGGCGAAAACCGAGCCCCCCAAGGGCGCCUGGGAGAAGGCGAGGGAGGAAAUGCGGCGAAGAGAGGAGGAACGCAAGGCCAAGGAGGCCGAAGCCAAGAAGAAAGAGGAAACCGCUCGACGACUACGCGAGUUGCGCGAGCGCGAGGCCAGGGAACGUGAGAGGCGGGAAAGGGAAGCGAGAGAACGAGAGAUGAAAGAGAAGCUACGGCAAGAGCAGGAGGCCAAAGAAAAGGAGCGAAUCGAACGGGAAGUGCGUGAGAAGAUCGAGAAGGAGUUGCGAGAGAAGGCAGAAAGGGAGGCGAAGGAGCGCGAGGCCAGGGAACGGGAGGCCAGGGAGCGGGAAGCCAAACUUCAGGAAGAAGCCCGAAAGCGGGAAGAAGAACGGGCACGGGCGGAAAGAGAACGGCAGGCUGCCCGGGAGCGGGAGCGCAAGGAGUACGAAGAGCGUGCAGCGCGGCUCCGCAAGGAGCAGGAAGAAAAGGAAAAGGCACAAACCGAGCGCAAAAGCACCACCUACGCCUUCUCGUCAGUCGGCGAGAAGACGAGCAUGUGGCCGAAUGGGAAGCCGCCCAGCGUAGCCCCGUCUCAGGCCGCGUCCACUCCGCCACCACCCAAACCCGCUCCCUUCCAGAGCCCACCGUCCCCGACGAAGCCACCGCCGUCCCCUACCAAGCCAGCGCCGUCUCCGACAAAAUCAACAACCUCCGCCACCGGCACCGAAGACACCUACUCGUACCGGCCCUACGACAAGCCCAAGAAGCCCACCGCCCGCAAGAAGUCCGUCUCGGACUUCUCCGAGUCCUCGUGGGCGCCCUCGGCCUCCACCGCACGCACCACCCCGCCGCCCUCGACCCGCGGGCCCUACACGACCAACGACCCGCAGAAGAUCAUCAUCAAGGCCGUCUACGGCUACCUCAACCAGUUCUCCAAGACGCCGGCCUCGCAGCUCGUCUCGGGCGUCGGCCCCGUCACGGACGGCCUGAUCCUGCGCGUCACCAGCGCGGGCCUGUUCGUCGACGACGACGUGCGCGGCGUCGCCCAGCGCGAGUGGGACGUCAAGGCCUGGACCCUCAAGCUGGUCGAGGUCUGGUGCCCCGUGCACGCCGUCACCGCCGCCGCCGGCAACACCCCGGGCUCCGUCCCCACCAACCACCCCUUCUUCAAGACCAUGCCCCAGAGCGCCCGCCGCGCCGCCGAGCGCGGCGCCACCAAGACCAUGCUCGGCGAGGAGGCCGUCGCCUACAUCGACGAGCUCGGCAGGGUGUGCGGCGGCGCCUGUCGCCGCGGGAACACUGCCGCCGGUUCGGCGGCCGGCGGCGGCAGCAGCAGCAACAGCGAGGAGGGCAAGGGCAGGGGCCUGCACCUGCUGCGCGCCACGAUCCGCGACCAGGAGGGCAAGCGCUUCCUGUUCGUCAUCAGCGAGGAGGAGGCCUGGAAGAUCGCCGGCGGCCUGGCUGCGCUCCGCGGCAGCAGCCAGGUCCGCGCCCUCGGCGUCGCCGGGUUCAGCAGCAUGGAGGCCAAGACGCUGCUGGAUACUCUCGGCUGGGGCGGUUAAAUAGUAGGGGUGGCUGGGCUGCGAGGCAGGCGUACCGGUCGCCGCCGGAGGUGAAUUGGGAAGGCAGGCUAUACCCCAGGCUAACUCCGGAGAGACGUGAUCAUCCAUCCUCGUCACACGUGUUCGCUGCUUAUC